Molecule: messenger RNA, 1235 nt
Organism: Astyanax mexicanus (Mexican tetra)
Lineage: Eukaryota; Metazoa; Chordata; Actinopteri; Characiformes; Acestrorhamphidae
Gene: rfc2
Product: replication factor C (activator 1) 2
Exons: 11
Coding region: 58-1119 (353 amino acids)
Biological process (GO): DNA repair; DNA-templated DNA replication
Cellular component (GO): DNA replication factor C complex; nucleus
Molecular function (GO): DNA clamp loader activity; ATP hydrolysis activity; DNA binding
Source: RefSeq, a predicted model, not a curated record
GACGCUGUAUCCGCCGGCGGUUCCCGCGCUGUGGCGGCGGGUUUUCUGAGGGGAAAGAUGGACGUGGAGAUGAAAGAAGCUGGUGGAGAAGAAACGCGGUCAGACACGCAGAACAGAAAGGAGGACAGCGCCUCUAAACCUGCAGCGAGCUCUUACGAGCUGCCCUGGGUUGAAAAAUACAGACCUAUGAAGUUGAAUGAAAUCGUUGGAAAUGAGGAAACAGUCAGUCGUCUGGAGGUCUUUGCCAGGGAGGGUAAUGUACCCAACAUAAUUAUAGCUGGUCCCCCAGGCACAGGGAAAACAACAAGCAUUUUAUGUUUGGCAAGAGCUCUUCUUGGCCCAGCAAUGAAAGAUGCUGUGCUUGAACUGAACGCAUCAAAUGACAGAGGCAUUGAUGUUGUCAGAAACAAGAUCAAGAUGUUUGCCCAGCAGAAAGUUACUCUUCCCAAAGGACGUCACAAAAUCAUAAUUCUGGAUGAAGCUGACAGCAUGACAGAUGGUGCUCAGCAGGCUCUUAGAAGAACUAUGGAGAUCUAUUCUAAGACCACGCGAUUUGCAUUAGCCUGCAAUGCGUCAGACAAGAUUAUAGAGCCUAUUCAGUCCCGCUGUGCAGUUCUGCGCUACAGUAAGCUAAGAGAUGAGCAGAUAAUGAUGCGACUAAUGGAGGUGGUGGAAAAAGAGAACCUGCACACCACCAACGAUGGCUUGGAAGCCAUUAUUUUCACUGCCCAAGGAGAUAUGAGACAGGCACUGAAUAAUUUGCAGUCUACAAAUUCUGGAUUUGGUUUCAUCAACAGCGAAAAUGUUUUCAAGGUAUGUGAUGAACCUCAUCCACUGCUGGUGAAAAACAUGCUUGAACACUGUGUCAAUGCCAACAUCGACGAGGCUUACAAGGUAAUUGAGCAACUUUGGGCACUUGGCUACUCUCCUGAGGACAUAAUAGGGAACAUAUUCAGAGUGUGUAAAACCUUCCAAAUGGCGGAGUACUUGAAACUGGAGUAUAUUAAGGAGAUUGGCUACACACACAUGAAAAUUGCAGAAGGAGUAAACUCUCUUUUGCAGAUGGCCGGACUCCUCGGACGACUUUGCAGCAAGACUGCUGCUCCUGAGGCCAGCUAAAUCUUCCCAAUCAUGUUCAUGUCUUUCUUAGGUUCUGCUGUAGAGCAUUUGUAGAAAUGGGUUAUAUUGUAAAUACUGUCCUACAUGCUUUAAUAAAUUGUACUACAUUUUUUCAA